This is a messenger RNA of Seminavis robusta, 3666 nucleotides long. Lineage: Eukaryota; Bacillariophyta; Bacillariophyceae; Naviculales; Naviculaceae. The record is from the annotation of a GenBank genome assembly.
AUGAACCCCCAACGUUUCUUGCAAGUCAGCACCAAUGAUGAUGCUGCAUCACCACCAGCAUUGAUCACACCCCAUGAUGAAGGCCAUUCAAAGAUCAUCAAGGAGAGAUUUGUGUCAUCACUACGAGACAGCAUCAACUCUCGCAAGGCAAGAAACACCCCCCUCUAUACAUUUCUUCUUGACGGCAAUCGUACCAUGAAAAAAGGAUGGCUCCGCACAGGGCUUGUCGAUUCCGAGACUUCUUCUCGCUUGUCAAUUCGACCUCAGGAACAGAGAAUCUUGAUGUUCAUAUUCAUUGGUUUGUCUGGAACUGGGCCAGAUGUUGAUGCGAGCACCACCAAAGAGAAGAAUCCUGAUGCCACGCCUAUUGCAUUGCUUAGCAAUGCUUGGGGGUUUUCAAAACCGAGCAUCCGCAAAGCUUGCACUGAGUCAAUUGACAACAAUUUCCUUGAUCUUCUCCUAGAGAAGGAUGCCGGAGAAAGGAAGAAGAGAUCCAAAAGUGGCAUCUCGACGCCACAAGCAAAAGGUGACGGAAGAACUGACGAGAGCUUUCUUUCUCCAGAGGAAGUCGCAGCCCGUGAAGCCAAACGCCGCGACAUGAGAACAACUCCAACUCUUUUGUCCGGAAUGGAAAACAUGGGAUUGGAAUCACCCAAAACUCCCAAAACUCCCAGAGUUUCGAGGUUCUUUGCUCGCACUCGUCUUGACUUUGGAGCAACGCCUCUCAUUGAAGAAAAUGAGGAUUCAUCUGUGGAGUAUGGAUUUGCCACGCAAGUAGAUGUUGCCACCCAAACCGAAAUGAAGUCGAGGUUGCAUGCUGAAAUAAAAAACAACUGUAUCAGUCGAGAUGGAGAAGAAGAGAUUUGCCGAGCUCUCUACGUCCUCUUUCGCAACAAAGCAGUCCCGAUAAGCCGGACGUCGACAACAGAUGAGAAUGAAGUCUUGACAAUUCGGCAGUUCCGCCAAGGUUCUGCUAUGAAGGUUCUUCGAAUCAAAGAAAUCCGACAUUCUAGCAAGGGAGAUGAACGCGGACGAAGGACUAAGCGCAAGGCCCAAUUGGUGGAGACGUUGCUUGCCAAUUUGGAUGUGUCUCAAGGUGAAGUGCUUGCUAUUCUGAAGAUCAUCGGAACCAAUCAUUCCUUCCAAGUGUAUGCGAAUGAUGACGCCUGCAAUCUGAGUAUCCAACAGUGCGCAGCGUUGAUGCAAUAUCUACCCGUCACAGCUCGCGGAUUGGAACGUCUUUCAAGAUUCUUCAAGACCACACUACCCAACUUUGGAGAGCAGCUCUUCCCGAAAAUGCUUCGGAAGAGGAUUGCAGCAUACGCAAUGGACUCUUUCAAUCUAAAGCUUGGCUUUGAGCUUGUUGCCCUGGAGAUUGGUGGCGAGAAGCGGAAUCAGCGCUGUUUGCAUGCUUGGGUUAAGGAACCUGCUGUUGUUGUUGAAUCGCUCGCGCAGAGUGCUAUCAUUGCUGGACGAUUCGAAGAUUCGUCGGCAUUCUGCAAGCACAAGAAUGAGCUCAUUGUGAUCCAAGGGUCCGACAGAGGUGGUGACAUCACUCUUUGCUUGGUCCGUGUUGCUAAUAGAGCAGGUGGGAAUGCUCCUCAGUAUUGCGUCCCUUUGGCAUUUUAUGAGCACGGCAAAGAGAGUUACAACAACCUUCGUCAGACGAUUUUUAAUCAUACCAAGCCAACAAAGCAUUUCCUUCAGAAGAUGCUGGACGGAUUCUUGCAAAUGAUUGUGGUUGAAACAGAGCACGACAACGUGUUGGAUGCUCAGUGCCGCAUUAUCGAAUGCAACACAACUCUUCGUUUGGAUCGACUUGCUGACAGCAACACGCUUCGAUUAGAGUCUCUCGAAAGUGAGUUGCCCGCUAUUGUUUCAAUCUUCAAUGAGGAAGAGGCAUCGCGACCGGACAACAACAGAAACAAACAAUUCAUACAGUUGGUUGGAGAGGAUGAAAAUGAGGAGACAGAAUACGUUGGCUUCGUUCUCACAAACUGUUUUGGUCGCGACAUCCUGCAUGCGAGAUUCCAAGAGUCACUCCACUGCCAGUCAACAAGUCUUGUGCAAAUCAAGUGUCUUCAAAUAAGAUGCAUCACUGCGGAUGAUAUCAAGUGCAACACGGCUGUAAUGGGGCAAGGCACAGCAAGCGUCAUGUGUCCUUGUACAAUGUGUAUUUGCAAGAAGAAGGAUUUCGGUCGCUAUCUUACUCUCCCAUCAAGCGAGCAGCCUCCACUCCGAAGAGACGACUACGCAAAUCCUGCUUUGUUUGACGCGUUUAUUGAAGAUGCGGGUGGUAGAGCUGAUUGGGUGAGAGCAACCUCAACAGGACAAGCCAAAACGUUGAAAUUAAAGUAUCAUAGUGUGGUCCAUUCGCCGUUACUCAACACUCCUCCCGACCGAAACUCUGGAUCUGGGAUGCAUGUGUCUAGUGGUCUCCUCACGCACUGCACAAUGAGAAUGUUAGACGUGUUGGGUAGGGUUGAUAGAGAGCUUCCAUGGUUGGAGCGAAUGAAAUGUUUGCUCGACGAAGCUAAAAGCUUUGUCCCAGACGCAACUAGACAAGCUGACAAUCUUCGAAAGAAAGACACAAGGCUACAAAGAGGCGCCACAACAGCAAUGCGAUUAUCGAUGAGCCAUGAGAUUGCGUCCAUCAAGGAAGAGCGCUGUCGUAUUCGGAGAGACUUGUUGGCUCUCACCAAAGGAAUCGAGUCUGCCAAGCUUUUUCUUGAAAAAGGAAAGGAUUUCCUCGACGGCGUUGCCAAGAAAACAAAAAGUCGAAUAAUUGGCCCUGCUACCUACUGCUUUCGAAAGUCCUAUGAGGUGGAUGGAAGAGUCUCCUUCCGAAUUGAAAACAGUGGCUUCGAGUUGUCGAAUGGCGAUGGACUUCGAGUCCUUGAACGCCGAGACCUCAUUUCAAAGAGAAUGAGUCAGCUCUUUAGCGACAACUCGCAGCUCCGAUCUAUGGUAAUGCAAGCAAUGGAGUCAUACUGUGGUCUGACCGAACUGCUUUACAAGAUAUCUACAAUGCUGAAAUCCCAAAGCAAAUGGUCUAAUGAGGAGGCAACAAGGUUUGAGAGCAUUAUUCGACAAUACGCGCAACGAUGGUUGGCAUUCAAAAGCGAUGAUGAAAAUGGAGAGGAGACAAACGUAUUCAACAAACUCCAUGUUCUGCACUCUCACCUGUCAGCUUUUGCAUUGGAUAACUUGAUGGUAGGACGGUGCUCCGAGGAGGGAUUUGAAUCAGCCCACAAGUGCAUUGAAUCGAUUCGGCAACCAUUGGUUUGCAUGACAAGUACGGAAGCAAGAGCAUACACGAUCUUUCGAAGGAUUAUGCUCCAGUGUCGACCGGAAGUAGAAGCAGUGCAAGCAAUGAUAGAUGAGCGAUUCAAGGGCAAGAAGACGGCCCCGUACAAGAAGACGAAGAAAGCACUCAAAUCGGCGGACAAUGCGUCAGCAGCAACCGAUCGAAAUUCCCAGACACUCCCAGAGGGAUACACGCACUCAAUGAAUGGCUAUGUAAUUCUGGAAGGGUGGAAAGAUCACUUCGAAUAUGUGUGCUUCAGCAAAGUCCCACCAUCCUGGUCUGAUCCAUGCAUUUGUCACGGACGAGAAUAUUGGUGGUGUCUACCAGGCAAAAGCAGAAUAUGUUUGAUACUAUUUUAA